AGGGGAUGAAUUUCCUCUUACGUCAUAUUGUUCAGAGUCUGUCGAUUCAGGUCAAGGAGGGGGAGGAAAAAGAGAGAAAGAAAAAAAGAGGGCGAGAUAGAGAGCGCGAGAAAGAGAAAGAAGCAGGUUUAAAGUGCCUUAUUUAUAUGUAUAUUUGAGUUGACUACAUACGGUAUCGAAAGAAAAUAGUUACAUAAAAAAUAAGCAAACCGUCUUCGAAGCUUCGUGUACAUUAUGGAAACCUUCUGCGAAGUGUGACGUGACAGUGUUGAAGUGGGAGAGUGGACGCGAGAGUUUUACACUUGGAGUACAGUAAUUACAUCAGAAAAGACAACACGGAAAAAGUUUCCAUGAAUUAAAGAAUUGGCCAAGCAGCAGGCCUCGCUGUGUGUCUCAGCAACAGGUUUCAUCAUCGAAACUCGCUAAAGCAGGGAGCGCUGAGAUUAAAAGAGCAAAGUGAUUUCCCAACCGGACAAACCACAUUAACAACGCGAAGGAAAUUUGUGGACAAAGACGGCUUAUUUUUUUGGUGUCUGUGAGACCAUCUUGUAUUUUAGCCCACAUUUCUGGUGAUUAAUCUGGGAAACUAUUACUUUUAAAUGCGGUACGAAGGCAAAAUGAUGCCGAUGUUUCUUACCGUUUACCUCAGUAAUAAUGACCAGCAUUUUACAGAGGUCCCAAUUACACCUGAGACAACAUGCCGUGAUGUGGUUGAUCUGUGCAAGGAACCUGGAGAAACUGAAUGCUACUUGGCAGAGAAGUGGAGAGGUUCAGAGCGUGCUAUUGCUGAUAAUGAAAGAAUGCGAGAUAUUCUACAAAAAUGGGGUCAGCAGAGAACAGAAGUUAGAUUCUUUCUUAGACAUGAAAGACCACCUUUCAGAGAAUCAGGUGUAACAAGGCCUCAAGAUCAGUCUGCCAAGAGGAAUGGUGUGAAAAACACUGCAGAAAAGAAAAUGGAAAAUGGAAUAGGAGGUCCUCGGAUGGAUAUGACAUUAACUGAGCUGCAAGAGAUGGCAUCACGGCAGCAGCAACAAAUUGAAGCCCAACAGCAGCAACUGGCCUCCAAGGAGCAAAGGCUGCGUUUUCUCAAACAGCAGGACCAGCGGCAACAACUGGUUUCUGAGCAGGAGAAACUGCUAAAGCUGCGAGAAAUUGCUGAGAACCAGGAAGCCAAGCUGAAGAAAGUCAGGGCCCUUAAAGGGCAAGUGGAGCAAAAACGUCUUAGCAAUGGAAAACUUGUGGAAGAGAUUGAACAAAUGAACAGUCUGUUCCAGCAGAAACAGAGGGAACUGGUUCUGGCUGUGUCCAAAGUUGAAGAACUUGGUAGACAACUGGAAAUGUUAAAAAAUGGAAAGAUUGAUAGUUUGCAUGACAAUCAAAGUGCUGUUGCAGAACUUGACCGACUGUACAAGGAGUUACAGUUAAGGAACAAACUGAACCAAGAACAAAAUGCCAAGUUACAACAACAACGUGAAUGUCUAAACAAGCGCAACUCUGAGGUAGUAUUAAUGGACAAACGAGUGAAUGAGCUCCGCGACCGUCUCUGGAAGAAAAAGGCUGCUCUCCAACAAAAAGAAAAUGUACCAGUUCCAUCAGAUGGUACUACACCUCAGCAGACUGGAUUGUCACAGAGCAGAGUGGCAGCAGUUGAACCUUAUAUCCAAUCUUGGCCCCGUGGCACAUCCAAACCAGAGAUUAACAAACCUGCUUACACCGAUGGCAAUGCAGUGCUGCCCACUCAGGAUGGUCCUCUAAAAGUUCAGCUCCAACCAAGUGGAAAAUCAGGCAGUGUUUCACUGUCUAAGCUGACUCCUGGUGAAGACGAAGUAACGAUGAGAGACAAAGGCAAGCAAACCCGUCCAUAUUCUAUGUUUGAAUCAACAGAUGCUUCCUCAAGUGUGCCACCUGCAGGAAAUCUACGAAAAAACCAGAGUACUGAAAAUCUUCUACAGGAAGCACAGAAUGCUCCAAAAUUACCUGUGAAAAUUCCUCCUCCUGUCCCAAUCAAACCAAAAGGUCCUCUUUACAUUUCGUCUGGCAAACCAAUUAUGGUAGACAAGCCAGGUGGCCAGCAAACUCCUGCCUUAAUCACUGGAACAUUUCCUGGUAAGAGCAAACCUGUGCAGCAGCCACCUGCGUCCUCUGUGCCAAAUGAGCAAAGAAACUCCCCUCCAAUAUUACAGCCUUCUGCACUUCAGAGUCACACUCUUCCUCUGCCUUAUAAACAUGAAGCUCCCCCAGCUGCUGCUGUCCGACCUUUUACACCCCAGUUGCCAGCAAAGGAUACGCCGAUAUCAUACCGCAAACCUCAGACUGGAACUGCCAGUUCCAUUUACAACAUGUAUACACAACAUCAAGUAACACCAAGUAGCAAAAUCCAGCCAGCUAUAAAGAAUCCUCCACCUCGAGCAAUCACAUAUGGUAAACCCAUGAUCCCUGGUACCAGCACCUCAUCUUUGCAUCUUUUACAAAGUCAAGAUGUGAACCAGGACCAGAGGGAUGGUGUCGACUUCGACUUUGAGCGUGGUGGGAACAAUUCAGUAUCUGAAGCAGAGCGUAGUCCUAGACCUCUCAGCCCUACCAAACUUUUUCCAUUUCUUAACCAAAAUGACUUGGAAGUGAGGAGGAGAUUGUUUAAUAUUCCAAGGCCUUUAAAGAAACGAAGUUCCAUUACAGAACCUGAGGGACCUAAUGGCCCCAACUACCCAAGGGUGCUUUACAAAAAGCCUCCAUUCUUCCAGCCAAAUACAGUAGCAGCAGAGGAAGCUAGCACAACAAAACAAAGUGAAGAAGUCACAGAGACAGUUGGUGAACCUUCAUCGGUAGAUGUUAAACAAAAUGAAGCUGCUGCAGUAGAUGUUUCACUAAGUGAAGGGAUGAGUCAUGAAAAAGAAAAUAUACCAGAAGAGGAUGAAGACUUUGUGCCCCCACCUCCUUCACGGCCUGCUCCAGUGCCUGAAAUUAUGCAAGGAGCAUUUAAUCCAUUGCCUUUCACCCAAGAAGAUGAAAACAGCCUAAGUGCCCCUCAGCCUUAUGAAAUUCUUACAGAGGAAUACCCUCCAUACCCACCCCCUCCUUAUCCUCUAACAGGGGAUACAGAGAGUCUAGGAGAUGACUCCUUCAGCAUGCGCCCCCCAGAGAUCACUGGCCAACUGACACUUCCACCGGGUAAAAGAACAAAUCUAAGAAAAGCCAAUUCAGAGAGGAUAGCUCACAGUAUGAGGGUGAAAUUUAACCCACUUGCUCUCCUGCUUGAUUCAUCACUUGAAGGGGAAUUUGACCUUGUGCAAAGAAUAAUAUAUGAGGUAGAGGAUCCUAGCCAGCCAAACGAUGAAGGCAUCACAGCUCUUCAUAAUGCUGUUUGUGCAGGUCAUACAGAGAUUGUCAAUUUCCUUGUCCAGUUCGGUGUGAAUGUCAAUGCAGCAGAUAGUGAUGGAUGGACCCCACUUCAUUGUGCAGCCUCUUGCAAUAAUGUACAAGUCUGCAAAUUCCUUGUUGAGUCCGGAGCAGCUGUAUUUGCAACAACAUAUAGUGACAUGCAAACAGCUGCUGAUAAGUGUGAAGAACUGGAAGAAGGAUACAGUCAGUGUUCCCAGUUUCUCUAUGGUGUUCAAGAAAAGAUGGGCAUUAUGAACAGAGGAGUAGUUUAUGCCCUGUGGGACUAUGACUGCCAGAAUGACGAUGAGUUUCAGUUUAAAGAGGGUGACUGUAUGACAGUAGUGCGACGAGAGGAUGAAGAUGAGACAGACUGGUGGUGGGCACGCCUUGGAGAUCAGGAGGGAUACAUUCCCCGCAACUUGCUUGGGCUAUAUCCUAGAAUCAAACCAAGACAAAGAACUCUGGCAUAGGUGGGAUGAAGGCCUAAAGUAGUGGACAUUGCUAACAGACAUAAAAGAAAUUUCACACUAAAUUAACAGACUUUUUUUCAAAAAGAGGUGAAUGAAUUGCAAGUCGAAGAAUUGCAGAAGCUUGCACAAAUGAAGACACCACUAAUAAAUGAAGGAAUGACCUAUGUUUUUUCACAUACAGCAUAGUGAAAAAUACUAAUUGUAUAACAAAAAAUGAUUCAUUAUACAGUGAAAAUGCAAAGAAAUUACUCCAAGAAUAAAUCUUUAAUCUUCACACAAAAUUAAUGCAUUUAUUAUUUAUUGGGAACCCUUCAGAGUAUAAGCGAUUUCUUCACCUAACACACCAUGUGCAUCAUCAUCAAAUACUCAAGCAUUAUAUUCUUCUAAGAGUAAUAUUGGACAUUUUUCUGGAAAAUGUAGUAUUUUUUGAGUAUUACAAUGUUUGUAUAAUCUAGCUUCAAUUAAUUAACAUUUGUAUAGGCAAGUUUUUCACAGAGUGAGUUUUUUUAAUAUAAAUAUUAAGAAGGCUUAUAUAUUUUCCCUUGAGUACAGUUUUUUGUAAAUUAAAUCCUUUUUGACUGUAUACGUACUGUAUAUCAAAUAGGUGCUUAAAAUGUUUUUGGAAAUUUGUAGAUGUGUAUGUUUUUUGUAUUUCUGGAGUAAUUGUUACUGAAACUUUAUUUUUAAAAUACAAAGCAUUUUACACCUAAUGCCCCAUUAAUUGGCUAGAAACUGCUUAACAUGUUUUUGUUUUUUGUGAAGUAACAUUAAACACAAGAUCUAGCACGCUUCAUUUCAUCUGACCUUUCUUCAUCCAGUUUUAAAGGGUCUAAUGUGAAAAGUGUAAAUCCAAUUGCUUAAUUAAUGCAUAGUACAUGUAAUAUUCCAGUAAGAGUAAAUGUGUGAGAAACUUGCCCCUGAAUUAACAAUAUUAUGAGUAAACUAAAAGUGUAUACAAACAAGUUUUAGGUGUCAUGUAGGGCAGUGAAUUAUUAUUUGGUACACCAUGCACAUGAAAACUUUGCCUUCUGUUCCUUUGAUUUUGAAGCCACUUUUUGAAAUUUUCUGACAUUAAAUUAUUUCAUUGUGUUUGUGUAGAUUAAAAACAUUGCAUUAACUCAACUGGAGCAGCUGUAAUCUGUCGAUUAUUGUAGGUUAUGUUUGGUAGAGAUGUGACAGUGCAUUAAAGUGAAGAAAAUAGAUUUCAUCGCUUAAUGUGUUCAUAAAUAUAUUUAUUGUUUUCUUUUUAUUGAUGAUGUUGAAUAAUAGAAACAUUCUUAUAGGUAUAGCCUCAAAAUAUUAAAAUAUUUGUGAAUAAUUUA
Erpetoichthys calabaricus (reedfish) is the source of this 5170-nucleotide messenger RNA. RefSeq names its product apoptosis-stimulating of p53 protein 2-like. Gene Ontology annotation, cellular component: nucleus. The record is from RefSeq and is a predicted model, not a curated record. Gene Ontology annotation, molecular function: p53 binding. The transcript is spliced from 17 exons. Gene Ontology annotation, biological process: regulation of apoptotic process; signal transduction. The coding region runs from base 600 to 3848 and encodes 1082 amino acids. NCBI's taxonomy places the organism in Eukaryota, Metazoa, Chordata, Cladistia, Polypteriformes, Polypteridae.